AGCCUGCUCGCGCAGUAACCAGUAGCAGGCCAUCGCAGGAUUCACAGCUCGGGUAGCGAUUGUGUCCCUCUUUUAAAGGUACACUCCUCCGCCUACAUCAUCGAUGGUUCUUAACGACCGUCAAGCGUCCAGCGUCCAGCGUUCAGCAUCCAACUACUCAACAACCAGCCAGCCAGACAGUCAACUAGUCCACCAUGAAGCUGGCUUCCCUCCUCGUCGUCCCGCUGAUGCUUGCCGUCCCCACUAUCGCCUUCGAGCAGUCUGCCAUCCAGACUCUCCGCGUCGCUACGACUGCUGCUGGAGCUUACCACUCCAAGUUCCCACAGGCUCUCAGUGAAGGGCCCGAAGCAGCUAUAUCGAAUAUCAACUCUGCAACGGCGAGAGCGGCAGACGAAGCAAAGGCUGCCAUGACUGGGCUGACGGUGCAGAGCCAGAGCAACAAAGGGCAGUGUCAUCAGUUGGCUGGUGCCUUGAAGGGCUACUUUGACGCCAUGACGACGCUCUCGCAUGAUGCUACCAACCCGGCGGUGUUCUGCAGUAAGAAUAUUGACCGUCUGGGGCCGUCUAUGGGAUGGAACCUUCGCCUUGUCAGGUAUGGGAUAGAGCCCUAUGCUGCGACGCUGAAGAGAGACUGUAAGGACGGAGAGAAGCUCGUUGCUGGUCUGGCUGGUGGUUAUAAGAUCGUCGUCGACAGUCUUGAACAGGCCCAGGCGAUGCUGGAGAGCCCUCAGGGCAAGUGUAAGCAGUGA
This is a messenger RNA of Trichophyton rubrum CBS 118892, 749 nucleotides long. RefSeq lists its product as uncharacterized. NCBI's taxonomy places the organism in Eukaryota, Fungi, Ascomycota, Eurotiomycetes, Onygenales, Arthrodermataceae. The record is from RefSeq and is a predicted model, not a curated record. The transcript is spliced from 4 exons. Bases 195 to 749 code for a protein of 184 amino acids.